Molecule: messenger RNA, 6096 nt
Organism: Penaeus chinensis
Lineage: Eukaryota; Metazoa; Arthropoda; Malacostraca; Decapoda; Penaeidae
Product: mucin-5AC-like
Exons: 11
Coding region: 2273-5503 (1076 amino acids)
Biological process (GO): regulation of transcription by RNA polymerase II
Cellular component (GO): nucleus
Source: RefSeq, a predicted model, not a curated record
CCGUGUUUGUAGUGGCGACGGGGGAGGAGGAGGAGGACGAGGACCAGGAGGACGUCCCUGAGGAGGCGUCCUGGCACCGUCAACGCCCCCUUCAGGAGGAUGCUGGGCAGACACGCGUCCUGCAGGAUGAGAAUGCUGGAGCCCUACAAUGCCCCUUUCCUCUGCGGAACUCGAAUCUACCUUACAGUCAUGCUGCAACACACAUAAAGUUCCUGAUGGCAUACAUCACCAUAUGCUCCAACGUCUUCCACCUUUUUCCAUAUCCUUCCUAAUGAUAAUCUAUAACAUUAUUUGGAUAACAGGAAACUUUCCUUCUCACUGGCUUGAAGCACUUAUCCUACCUUUCCUUAAACUUAAUAAAAACGGCACCCUUCCUCAAGACAUUGCUCUGACUAGCUGUUUAUGAAAAUUGUUAGAAAGAAUGGUAAUUCUAUGGCUAAUGUGGUACCUUGAAUCCCAGAGCCUUUUCUCUUCUUCUCAAUUUUAAUUCCAUCUUCUUUGAAGCACAGCUGACCCACUUGCACAUUUUGAUAGUUACAUCACAUCUGCCUUUGCACGCCAUAACUCAGUAUUAGCUAUUUUCUUCAACCCUGAAAAGGUAUAUGAUACUACAUGGCAAUACCAUAUUCUUAGCUAUCAUCUCAUGGCAUGCAAGGGAACUUAGGUGUAUUCAUUAAAUCAUUCCUUUCCAGUCAUACCUUCCUCACUUUUCCUCACUGUGAAGGUGUCCCACAAGGAAGUGUACUAAGCACCACAUUAUCCCUUCUAGCUGUAAAUGGUUUAAUUUUAGUUUUACCACCAGGUCUUUUUGGGCCAUUAACCAUGGCUUCUGCUUUUCCACCUCCAUAUCCUUCAGGCCUACCUUCCCACUCUUGAUGCCGUGCCCUUCUCUCUCUUCAGAGCUGUGCACGUUUUCAUCAAUGUUCUCUCUCUAAACUAACUGCCCCUCAGUCACAUCUUCCUACCUUUACCUUCUCUCCAUGCCUACCCACUCCUUUCUCAGUCUGUAUGAAUGCACAUCUCUCCCAUUCACCCUUUCCUCACCUCCAACCCCUACGUAUUUCUACCUAUGAAUACCCACCUUGUCUAUAUCUUCCUUCCAAAUAUUCCAUCUAACCAUACAACACAAAACUGUCAGUUUUUGCUGGAUGCCCAGCCAUAUUGGGAUCCUCAGCAUAUACAGAUACAUUAGCACACUCUGCUGCCCUGUCCAGAUCCCAUGAACCCAGAUUUUCCCAUAUACCAGCUUCUGACUACUACCUUCACUUCAAAACCUACCUCUUUGCCCGCUAGUAGUCUUUCUGGUCUAGCCAUACCACUGAUAAACUACAUAACAUAAAACUUUCCCUAUCCCCUUGGUCAAUACCAUUUCAUAAAAAUUCACACUGGGAAAUUGCUCUUGCCCACUUACAGAAUGGACACACUCGCCUCACACAUUCCUAUCUUAUGUCACAAUCUGAUCCACCUCCAUGCUUUCAGUCCCACACAUCCUACUUUACAGCAACCCAUACCUCUGCUUUUCCUCACUUCCCUGACCCCUAUUGUCAGGGACAUCCUAUUGGACAUCCUCUCAGAAUCUCCUGCCUUGUCCUUUGACAACUUAUACUCCUUCCUUAGAUGCAAAAAUAGCCUCCAUUUGAUCAAAUUGCCCUACUCCAUUAAAUUUUUGCUCUUCUAACAACCUUUACCCCAUACUAUACCCCAUCAGCUUCCCCUCUCGACCCUUUUCACUACCAUACUACCCUCUACUGCUGGUCAACCUUUUCACUAAUCAUUAAUUCAUUCCUAACCCUUCUUGCCACUAUACUCUACCAUAGUGCUGUAUGACCUUAAUGUCUAGCACAGUUAUUUGUUUUAACCAUAAACCAUUAUCAGACCUAUUUUGAUUGUUUUGUAAUAGUUGCUAAACUAAAUUCUAUCUGCUUUGUAGACAAGGUAAAUAAAAAAGAAACCCAAUUUUGAUUUUAUUUUAAUUCUCUGUGGAGUGACAGAAGAUUAAGAAAUUGGAGUUGUACAGAAAAUGUGGGUAACCUGCCAUAUUAAAAACAAAAUUUCCAGAUUUGCAUAAUUAUAUUAAAAAAAAAAAAAAAAAUGCGACAUAUUAUGUAGGUUGAGACAAACUAGAAGUUGAUAGAAAAAAGGUAAAUAAAUAGAUAAAGAGAAAAUGAUUAAAAAAUAGAAAAACUAUUAGAAAAUGGUAGGUGCUGUUUGAUUUCAUGUGGACGUCUUCAUAAGGUAUAUCCAGCACACAAUCCGGGAGAAUGAGAUAGUAAUGCACAUACACCCAGGAGAGUCGGGAAUGCAAAUGCCAGAGGAACCUAGCCAUGCCACACUGACCAUUCAAGCUACUGAUCCUGCCACCAAGACUGUCACCACUCGCCGAUUUAACUGUGCUUACGAAGGAUGUUCUCGUACAUACAGUACACCAGGAAACUUGCGCACACAUAUGAAAACACACAGAGGAGAGUACAGAUUCCAGUGUCGAGAAACAGGUUGUGGUAAAGCUUUUCUCACUUCCUAUUCACUGAAGAUUCACCUGAGAGUUCAUGCGCAACAGAAACCCUACACUUGUGAGAAUGAUGGCUGCCAAAAGUCUUUUACUACACUCUACAGACUGCGUGCACACCAACGGCUGCACAAUGGGGACACCUUUAACUGUAACCGUGAUGGAUGUGUACGCAUCUUCACCACUCUCUCAGACUUGCGGAAACAUGUCCGUACUCACACAGGGGAAAAGCCUUUCAAGUGCGAGGAAGAUGGAUGCGGGAAGUCAUUCACCGUGAGUCACCACCUAAGAACACACAAGAGAAUACAUACCGGAGAACGGCCAUACUUAUGUAUAGAGGAGGACUGCAGAAAGGCCUUCACCACAAACUAUUCCCGCAAGAGUCAUAUGCGGGUUCAUAGGCGAAAUUUGAGCAAGGAGCAGGAAAAGCUGCAGCCAAAACCUCUUCAGGAUGUGUUGGAUCAUCCUAGUGAACAAACUUUGUCACAGGGAGAAAGCAUACAAAAGAAUGGACUUGGCAUAGAGGAUGGUGGGAGCAAGCCACAAGUAGUUCUACAGGAUGGGGCCAAUAAGGGUGGGUUCUGUGGAAGUCAUCACCAAAGACAGACGAAUACCACUUCAGCUCCAGCAUCCAAACAGAAAGUGUUUGCAAUUAUUCCGGUGGCAAGUGAUGAGGGAGAGAGUCCCACCAGCCUCACCCUUCAAGAUUUUCUCAAGUCUGAGGCCCUCAAGUGUAACCCAAACAUGAAGGUGCCCAUUGUCAAGGCUACAGAUGACACUACAGUUGGUCGUCUUCUUAGAGAUUCUCAGACAGUGACAUCGUUAUCCCAGGAUGGUGAUGAUAGAGGUCUUCUGGAGAAGAUUACAGCCCAUGCUGACAUCUGCAAGUGUAAUCCAUGUCACUGUGACCCAUCAAGAGGCAAUGAAUGUUCAUGCAAUGCAAUUGAUGACCCAGACUCAUCCCUUGGCAGAAGCACUCCAUUACCUGUAGUAGAGAAACGUCCUCCACCUUCACCCAUCUCCACAACGCCUACCAAAUUACCAAGAAUGUCCGAAGAAGUGGACUUAGUUUCUCAAGCAGGAAGAAGUAAAUCUAUGAAGAAUUCCUCAAACAUUCCUUCUUCCAGCAGCACUUUACAGAGAAACUAUCAUCUAGAAUUAGAGAUGACUAAAAAAUCUUCUGAAAAUUCUAGAGAGGAACUAAUAACAUCUACCCUGCCAGUGUCUGCAUCCAGUUCAAGCAUGCAGGUCGGUUCCUCAGAUGUUGCAGUGACAUCAGAAGGUAUGGAUGAUAGCAGACCUCUUGCAACCCCUGAUGAACAAAUCUCUGUAGAAGAAUUUCUUCGGGAGACUGUUGGUCUGAGUUCGCCAACACCACACAGCCAGAAUAGUUUACGUAGGGUGACACAGGCCAAUCUAGAGACCCUUCUGCCAGGAUCAUCAGGGCGCCACAGUUCUGCAUCCACUUUUCCAAGUCUGGCAAACCUGGAUGACAUGAGCAACCUUGCAUCCCCAUCAAUGGAAGACCUUAUUGUGUCUCCCCUCUCCCAUGGAGCUGUGUUUGGUUCCUCAGAUAAGUGCACGGUUGGAGGGAUCAGUACUUCAGGAGGCUUAGGAAGUGAUAGUGCAUCCAUGGAUAAUGCCUUUGAUGUUGAUAUGUCUACCUCUGAUUUGUCAACUGAUUUUCCCUUUUCCUCCCCAAAUAUGAUAGAGGCCUUAUUAACUGAUCAUAUAGGAAGUUUGUCUACUUUAUCAUCUCACAACCAACCCAUAAGUAGCAGCUCAACACAGUCAUUAGUUACUGCUGUCAGUUCAGCUUCUACCACUGUCGCAACAGCUUUAACAACUCCUCAAUCCACACAGUCUACACAGCAAGCAAGUAUAUCCACUCCUACAGGAGAAAACACAGUUCUAAGAGGCACCCAGUCAUGUAGAAAAACAAGUUCAGGGUGCUGUAGCAACCAGCAAGUACAAGAUGAAAUACCCAAAGAUUGUAGGCAGUGGGUUCAGGAAAAAAGUUGUUGCUCAUCAAGCUCAUCUUCACUACAGGGCUGUUGCACUCCACCAUCCACUCCUGCAGUGUCCAGCUGCUGUAGACCUACAUGUGACUCAGCAUCUGGAAAUUGGUGUUCUUCAAAGCAGAGUCUUAUAGCCUCACUGACAUGCCCUUCUCAUCUAGAUGCAUCAGCUGCUUGUUCUGGUGAGACAAAUACUCCAGUGUCAGAUCCUGUCUCGACUUCCAGAAAACGUUCAUCAUCCAUAAAAAACCCUCUGAGUCAUCAGACCUCUUGUUGCACUGCCUCAAGUUCUCGGAAUGAAUGUCAUGAGGUACCAAGUCCUUCCUCAUGCAACACUCGACACCAUCUGCAUCCCAUAGGCCAGCAACAUGAGCAUCAUUUGCAUCAGCAGCUCCAUGCUGAGACAGAGCAUCAUCAUCUACAAAGUGAAGUUGAAGUUAAUCAUCAUCACCAUCACCCAGAAUCCAAACAUAAGCAUCAUCAUGGCAAACUUGACCAGCCUCACAUUCAUUCAGAACCUAGCCAUUCUUCUCAUCAUGGAAAACUCACUCAUCACCAACAUACACUACAGGAUCAUCAGCAUCCACACAUAAAGCUGGAUCAUGUUCCCAGCACCUCAGCAGUGGAACAUCAGCAACAGUCACAGCUGCAGUAUCAUAGCAGCUUUGGAAGUGCUGGUGAAUCACGUUCAGGUGCCAGUAAUAGCUCUGGGUUAGAUAUUGUUUUGAGAAAAGAUGAGGAUGAUUCUUGUUGUGUUGUAAUUUGUACAAAUAGGCUCCAAAUGCUAAAAAAUAUGUUGACAAAGUGUGAGUGCACAGAUCAUGAAAGAUCCUCGGGCCCUGUAGACCUCCAAGCACUCAUCAAUGAUGCUCUCAAUGAGUGGGAAACACCUGAAGCAAGUGGAACACAAUCAUUUAGCACAGCCCAGCAGGACAUGUCCAACUCGGAACCCUCAAGCAGUACUUUAGACUGGUCUUGAGCCAGGUACCAAGCUCAGGGCAUACCUAAUAUCCUUUACAGUACAUCCUGUAAUUUUAUCAAAACAAGGAAGAGGUGAUGUGUAAGGAAGUGAUGACAGUAAUCAGCCAGCAUCUCAGUUCAGCACCCACCCAAUAUUUUGUUUACGAUAUAUGAUGUUUGAUGUUUGUCCAAGUUUGCUCACUUCAAAGUAGUACUAUACUUUUCAUUAUUUUGCUUGGAUAAUGAUACAUGAUAUUGCUAUUUUUUUAGCUUUCAUUUCUGUAGCUCUUGCUUGCAGUGUAUAAUGAUUACUGUGAUAAUUUAUUUUUGUUCUUUUGUUUUGCUUUGAAAAACCAUGGUUGGAUGUUGAACUAAUUGAUAAUUUUCUGUAUGUAUAAUUUAUCAAAGUAUAUUGAUAGUUUCAUAAGAAAUUUAUGAAUACAUAAAAAUAAGAAGUACUUAAAGUAUUCUGUAAGAAGAAGCAGUGCAAUUUGUAAAUGUGUAAAUUUAUUUGUUUUCUGUUACCUGGAAGCUGCAAAAUACUUUACUUUUUUUUCUUUCUUUUUUUCUUAUGUUUCCUGAUAUAUCUUUAGUCAUAUGUGUGCGUGCGUG